Molecule: messenger RNA, 1075 nt
Organism: Onychostoma macrolepis
Lineage: Eukaryota; Metazoa; Chordata; Actinopteri; Cypriniformes; Cyprinidae
Gene: pdrg1
Product: p53 and DNA-damage regulated 1
Exons: 5
Coding region: 304-699 (131 amino acids)
Biological process (GO): protein folding
Cellular component (GO): prefoldin complex
Source: RefSeq, a predicted model, not a curated record
AUGUAAUAUAUUUUCUUACUUUUUAUAUGUUUAUAUCAUGGUACAAGAUUAUUUUAUUUAAAUCAUUGUGCUAAACAAGUUAGGCCAAAAGUAAUCUAAAAAUAGUCUGAUUAUAUUAGGCCUACCUAACAAUGUACCUAAAUGUAUCAUGGUAUAGUAUUGUGUUGUGGACAUUCCUUUUUUUUUCUUUAAAUAUAACGAUUGGAUACUUUACGUUGUGGCAGACGGAACUGAAAUCGAACAGAACUUGUUUCCCUGAGCAGUCGGGAAUGUUUUUCCAGCGCACCACACACAGACACAAGCAUGGACGAGACAGCGCAGCGAAUACUGGAGAAUUUGACUGAGGUAGAGGUUGCUGCAGAAGAUAUUCUUAGUGACAAACAACAGAUCGUGGAUCUGGAUUUGCGGAGAAACAGAAAUCGAGAAGCACUCAGCGCUUUACGAAACCAUUCUCCAAACGAUAAUGUGAAGGUGUGUUUUGGAAAUAUGUUCAUCAAAUUCCCUCAAGAAAGUACCAGAUCCAUGAUCCUUAAAGACCAAGAGCAGCUUGACAAGGAAAUAACUGACCUCCGCAAACGACUCAAAGCUAAAGUAAAUCGUCUCAAUGAAUUGCAAGGUAAGCCUGAACUCAGAGGAUACAACCUUUCUCCUCUGAGCAAUGAUGAGAUAAAAGCAAUUGACAGCCUCCUUAAGAAAUAAUAUUCACUAGCUUCUGGGACUGUCUUGAACCUGAGAGUAAUGUUUGGACUGGACUGUUACCUGUGCAUCGGAGAACUGAACUGUCUGCAAGACUUUACUAACUCAGCAGAAGAACUCUUUUGGCGACUGGCUCACAUAAUCUGUCUUCAUCAUUCAGUGCUUUUACAUGGAUUUUUUAUAAAAGUCUCGCCUGCGUUUUGUGUGAGAAACACAAUUGUUGAAGAGGGUAAGCCAAAAUAAUGCUAAAAUGCUUGGGUGGGUAUUACCACAACAUGUAGCCUGUAUGUUGUUACUUUCACAUGUUUUGUUAUAAAUGGCAAGCAAACAAAAUUGUUGAACUUUUGAAUUCAAUAAAGUGUCUGUCAAAGUCUGAAAA